Molecule: messenger RNA, 1238 nt
Organism: Helianthus annuus (common sunflower)
Lineage: Eukaryota; Viridiplantae; Streptophyta; Magnoliopsida; Asterales; Asteraceae
Product: SAGA-associated factor 29 homolog A
Exons: 10
Coding region: 278-1081 (267 amino acids)
Cellular component (GO): SAGA complex
Source: RefSeq, a predicted model, not a curated record
AUACUACAUUUUGUGUGAAAUGAAAAUCAAAGAUAAUAAAUGACACGUGCUUUAAAUUCCCCCCAAUCACAUUCCAAGUUAUUGGGAAAAGGGGAAUUUUCAAGUACAAAGUUGCGAAAAUCAUCUUAAUUUCUGCAAAUCAUCAUUUUCCCAACAACGAUCUUCUUGAGUAAUUUCUGCUUGUUUCUAUUCGGAACGUGAACAAUUGAUCAACGAUCGCAGAGGAUUCUAUCUAAUUAGCAAUUAAGGAGAAAAGGUGUGUAAUUUGUUGAAAAAUAUGUCCUCGCCGGACGUUGCUGGAAUCUUGGAUCAGUCAAAGGAGCUUGAUCGUUUACGGAAAGAUCAGGAGGAGAUACUUCUUGAAAUCAACAAGAUGCAUAAAAAGCUACAAUCAACUCCUGAGGUGGUGGAGAAACCGGGUGAUAAUUCUCUUUCAAGGCUUAAGAUGCUUUACGUUCAAGCAAAAGAACUUUCAGAAAAUGAAGUAGCUGUUUCCAGUCAGUUGUUAAGUCAGUUAGAUGCUCUAAUACCUUCCGGGCCUCUUGGACAACAAAGAAGAAGGAUGGAAGGUAAUGAACAGAAGAAGAAAAGAAUGAAAGCUGAUCCAGAUGUACCCAGGCUUUCUCCGUCUCUUCGUAAUCAUCUUGAUCAUCUUGCAAACUUAAAGGGCGAACAAGUUGCUGCUAGGGUCACACAGGAGGAUGAUGACAAAGACGAGUGGUUCAUCGUCAAAGUAAUUCACUUUGAUAGGGAAACACGAGAAUUUGAAGUUCUUGAUGAGGAACCAGGUGAUGAUGAACCAGCUGGCCAGAGAAAAUACAAGCUGCCAAUGUCACAUAUUAUACCUUUCCCGAAGCGAAAUGAUCCAUCUACCGCUCAAGAUUUCCCACCUGGAAAACACGUAUUGGCAGUUUAUCCUGGAACCACUGCUCUGUAUAAAGCAACUGUCGUGAAUACUCGCAAGAGGAAAACUGACGAUUAUGUUCUUGAGUUUGAUGACGACGAGGAAGACGGAUCCUUGCCUCAGAGGCACGUGCCCUUCCACAAGGUAGUUACCCUUCCUGAAGGGCAUCGCCAAUGAAAUAAAAAGGACGAUUGAUCACAUAAGCAGGAAGUUAUUGUGUCGUUGUAUUUAAACUCUUGUAUCUUGUAAUAUAAUCUAAAACCAAAUAGGUAUCAUUUCUUUCUUUAUGUUUUUAGAAUGAAAUGAAGUCCUUUUAGGUUUAUAUUUUCUUAAA